This is a messenger RNA of Melanotaenia boesemani (Boeseman's rainbowfish), 941 nucleotides long. Its product is annotated as dispanin subfamily A member 2b-like. Lineage: Eukaryota; Metazoa; Chordata; Actinopteri; Atheriniformes; Melanotaeniidae. The coding region runs from base 122 to 667 and encodes 181 amino acids. Gene Ontology annotation, cellular component: plasma membrane. The transcript has 2 exons. The record is from RefSeq and is a predicted model, not a curated record.
AGAGGAAAAAGCAGAACUACACCAACCUCAAACAACCUCAAAAGGAAAUCAACUUGUUCAGAAGCAUCUACAUUCUGCAUCAGCCUCCUUCAAGCUUCUCUUCACAGCUGAGCUGAGAGCGAUGAAUCCUGCAAACCCAACUCAACAGUACCCAGCUGAGACCAUCCCCUUCCAUGGAAUGAGAUACGAUGGGCCCCCUGGACAACCUGAGAGUUCUACCCAAAAUGUUUGGCAGCCAGCAACAAAUCCUGCUUACCCAACUCAAAACUACUCAGCUGAGACUGUUCCCUUGCAGGGGACAAGGUACGAAGGCCCCCCUGGACAGCCUCAGAGGUCUACAGUGGUUCAGUACACCACUGUGGACAUGAACUCUGAGCCCCCCAAGGACCACAUCAUCUGGUCAAUCUGCAGCCUUGUCUACGGAAACCCAUGUUUUCUUGGACUAGCAGCUCUCAUCUUCUCUGUCAAGGCCAGAGAUCGGAAGAUGUUUGGAGAUCUGAAUGGUGCCAAACACUACGGUGCCACUGCUCGCUGCCUCAACAUCUGGGCCACAGUCCUGAUCUCCCUGACAUUCCUUAUUGUCUUCAUUGUAGUCAUCGUUACAUCUGUAACUGCAGCUCGUGCUAUCCAUUCAAUUUCAAGCAAUAACUAUAAUUACAGAGGAUAAAUGAGUCUUUGUGGUGUAACUUAUUUGCCACCAUGACAUGAUACUUGUUUCUGCUCUAUUUUUAUGAUAUUUUUUGUAACUUUUCCCUUUUGCUAUUGAAAAAUUCAUUUAUAUUAUUAUCAAAUUAUUGAAUACUAUCAGCGUUUCAGAAAUCUGAAGUGGAGUUUUAGUAAAAGUUUGCUUAAACAGAUCGUCACAACUGCAAAGUCUUGCAUAUCAGCCAUCGUUCUUUUUCAACAGUUUAAUCUGCCAUUAAAAUUUUCUGUGUAUAUCA